Aspergillus puulaauensis is the source of this 1662-nucleotide messenger RNA. RefSeq names its product imidazoleglycerol-phosphate synthase (gene HIS7). The transcript has 3 exons. NCBI's taxonomy places the organism in Eukaryota, Fungi, Ascomycota, Eurotiomycetes, Eurotiales, Aspergillaceae. Gene Ontology annotation, molecular function: imidazoleglycerol-phosphate synthase activity; oxo-acid-lyase activity. Gene Ontology annotation, biological process: L-histidine biosynthetic process. The coding region runs from base 1 to 1662 and encodes 553 amino acids. The record is from RefSeq and is a predicted model, not a curated record.
AUGCCUACUGUUCAUCUACUUGACUAUGUCGCUGGAAACGUGCGGUCUUUGGUGAAUGCCAUUAACCAGGUUGGUUAUGAAGUUGAAUGGGUGAGAUCGCCUAGCGACUUGAAAAAUGUCGAGAAACUCAUCCUUCCGGGGGUCGGCCACUUUGGCCAUUGUCUUUCCCAGCUGUCGAACGGUGGUUACUUGCAGCCGAUAAAAGAACAUAUAGCUUCCGGGAAACGUUUUAUGGGUAUAUGUGUUGGUUUACAGGCGCUUUUUGAGGGCUCCGAGGAAGAUUCCAACGUUGCUGGUCUCGGUUUAAUUCCGAUGCGCAUGCACAAGUUCAAAACUAAAACAAAGAGUGUUCCUCAUAUCGGCUGGAACUCGGCGACGAAUACCCGUCUCGACACCUCUGGGGGGCAAAGCUUUUAUGGGUUAAGCCCAAGUAGCAAAUACUACUAUGUGCACUCAUAUGCUGCGCUCUAUGAUCCAGAUGUUCUCGAGCAAGAUGGUUGGCUAGUUGCCACAGCGAGCUAUGGAGAGGAGAAAUUUAUUGGCGCAAUAGCACGAGACAAUAUCUUUGCGACGCAGUUCCACCCCGAGAAGAGUGGUCAAGCAGGCCUGCGCACACUUCGCGCUUUCUUAGACGGUACCAAGAUUCACCUUUCCGGCCCGGAAGAAUCGAUGUGGGCGGAAAGUCAAAACGGCCUUACCCGCAGAAUUAUCGCCUGCCUUGAUGUGCGCACAAAUGACAUUGGUGACCUUGUUGUAACCAAAGGCGAUCAAUAUGAUGUACGGGAAAAGAAUGAUGCGGAUGUAGGAGGGCAAGUGCGAAACUUGGGGAAGCCAGUUGAUAUGGCCAAAAAAUAUUACGAGCAAGGGGCAGAUGAGGUGACGUUUCUGAAUAUUACUUCAUUCCGAAACUGUCCAGUUGCUGAUCUCCCUAUGCUCGAAAUUCUCAGGAGGACUUCAGAGACUGUCUUUGUGCCCUUGACUAUUGGCGGUGGUAUCAGAGAUACCGUGGAUACAGACGGUACUCACAUCUCAGCUCUAGACGUGGCAACAAUGUACUUCAAGUCCGGGGCCGAUAAAGUCAGUAUUGGUUCGGAUGCUGUUACUGCUGCCGAGGAGUUUUAUGAAGCCGGCAAAGUGCUCUCUGGGAGAACGGCCAUAGAAACAAUUUCCAAGGCAUACGGAAAUCAGGCCGUCGUUGUAAGCGUCGACCCAAAGCGCGUAUAUGUGAGCAAACCAGAAGAUACACAGCACCAUACCAUAAAAACGAAGCACUCGGAUGCCACUGGGCAGACCUUCUGUUGGUAUCAGUGUACGAUCAAGGGUGGGAGAGAGACUCGGGAUAUAGAUGUCUGCCAGCUGGUGCAAGCCGUCGAAGCGAUGGGCGCGGGAGAGAUUCUACUCAACUGCAUCGACAAAGAUGGAAGCAACAGUGGGUUUGAUCUAGAACUUAUCAAUCACGUCAAGGCCGCAAUAACUAUACCCGUGAUUGCUUCCAGCGGAGCUGGUAUGCCCAAACAUUUUGAAGAAGUCUUCGAUCAAACAACAACUGAUGCCGCCCUCGGCGCUGGAAUGUUCCAUCGUGGUGAAUAUACUGUUGAUGAGGUUAAGCACUACCUUGAUACUAGAGGUUUUCUUGUUCGAAGGUUUGAGCCUAACAUUUAG